Messenger RNA from Hippoglossus stenolepis (Pacific halibut), 5606 nucleotides. It is a transcript of the gene psda, whose product is annotated as pleckstrin and Sec7 domain containing a. NCBI's taxonomy places the organism in Eukaryota, Metazoa, Chordata, Actinopteri, Pleuronectiformes, Pleuronectidae. Gene Ontology annotation, biological process: regulation of ARF protein signal transduction. The record is from RefSeq and is a predicted model, not a curated record. Gene Ontology annotation, molecular function: phospholipid binding; guanyl-nucleotide exchange factor activity; protein binding.
GGAGGAGCCGGAGGAGGAGGAGGAGGAGGAGAAGCCAAGCAGAGUCGGUAAAUCCACAAUGAGCCGGUUCUGCUGCAGACAACAAGUGUUCAUCAGAGAGAGAGCGAAGAGGGCGAGGGAGGAUAAAACGAGGUUACUCUCAACAGAGAGAGAGAGUGACGGGACGAAAUAGGGAGGAAGGAAAAGGAGGUUACCACGGCAACUCAGGGGACGUUGCUGCAGCGCGAGGACUCCAGGACACACAGGUUGAAGAGACGAUAAGCAGAUGGAGAAUAGACCAGCAUCUCUAGUCCGGAUUCUGAUCCCCAUCAAGGACAUUUGAUGAAUACUUUCAUGGGUUCCAGAAGGUCCUGGGACCUUUUGUGCAAAUAGUGAGGGACCACGGAAACGGAAGAUCUGGACUUUGAGGUGACUGAGUUGCCAACAUGUCCCAGGCAGGUAAAGUCCUUCACCUGUACGUUGAGGUGAGGUCUGUUGCUGAGGAGGAAGGGCAGGUUCUGGAAAGAGGAAAUAGUGGAACUAGCCACCUGACGCUUUCGUGCCAAGAUGUCCUCCCUCCCUCCCAGAGGAGCUCCACUCACUCUAGUCCCAACCGCAGCCCAGAUCUUUCACCAAUUACUCGGCAUCACACUGGGCGCGGGACCCAAAGCUUACCCCCUUCAAAGUCCUCGUCCAGGCACUCAGUCAGCUUCCAACUUCAAAACCCAGACGCAACAGGAUCUCCCACCCAGUUCCAUCGGCAGGAUGUGUUAUAUGACGAAUUUUCUCAGUUACUCCAGGUCAUUUCACCUGGAAUGACCGGUCCAGGCCGGCAUGGAUCACUGGGACGUGCCCAUUCCUCUGACGUGGAUCCCUACCAGGAAAGGUUACCAAUCUCUCCAUCUUCUACAUCCUCUGGGAAGUUGACUGUACCCACCACCAACCGUAGGUCCUAUGAUAUCCAGGCGGUGGAGGGUGAGGACGGAAGGACAUCUGUGGUGACCUAUGGCUACAUAGAAAAAGCUAACGUUCACAGCAUGGGAAGCCGGCGUGAGUUGGACAACCCUUUAAAUAGAAUGGAGGGGCAAACACUACCUGCCCACCUCCGUAAAAGACUGAGUGACCCAGUGUGGUGCAAUGGUCAGCCAGCACUGGGGGACCCUUACACUAAUCACCCCAAGCCGUCUCAGAAUCAGUGUACGCAGGGCUCACCUUACCUGCAGAGGGCUACUCUGGAUGCUGUAGCCAGAGAUGCCACCUACAGAGCCUGGGAGGAGUUCGGAUCCUCAGAAAUCCGGCGACAAUUUGGCAGUCGUGGCCCAGACAACUGCAGCCCAACUCUGCCACGGCACUACCAAUCCCCUCGCUGCAGGUCCUGGGGGGGGUCACCCGUCCUUCCCCGAAGCACCCACACCCUGCCAUCCAAGACCCAGCUCUUGGAGAUGGACCGGGGAAUCUGCCGUAGUGCAGUUAAUGGAUUACCCAGAAGUCCAGCCUCUGACCACCUGUGUGCCCACACUGGAUACUCCUCCCACCCAGUGGUUCCAACCUCAACCUUAUACUCGCAUGGCCUGCCUCAGAGGCCAUGGACCGGGGAUGAGAGCCCCAGGUUGUCCAGCAAAUUUCAUCCACCUUUACCUGCGGGGAGACCCACAGACAUCCAACAUGAGAUCCCAUCUAGAACAUCCCCCACCAGCAACCAGCGCAGGAGUGGCUACCAAACAAGUGGAAACUCCCACCACUGUGUUGAUAGUAGCUAUAAUGCUAAAGACAGUAUACAGUACUGUGCUAACAAUAUGUCAACCUUUCCCAGCAAGAGUCACUCCAAACCAUUACACUGUAGUAGCAGAACCAGGGAUGCAGUCAUUGGCAGGAGAAGUGUCUCCCCAUCCUUAAAUGCUGAAGUGGCUUGUAAGUUAGCUAUGGAGGCUACCAAAUUGUCCAGUACUUUUGCAGGCAGAGGGUCUCCCUCGCCAACACCUUCUCCAGCUGAGUCACUGAGGUCAGAGAGUCCCAAGAUGGUGGCAUCAUUCCUAAAAGAAUCCCAACCAUAUGCCUCUCUUCAAGGCCAAGUCUCCCCUGAACCUCUGCGGGUGGACAACCAGAACCACAAAUGGGAAACAGACAAACGGAUACCUCAAACCAGACCAGGACUUGUCUCCCCCCUCUUGUCCCAGACAGGCCUCUCUUCCUCAGCAUCUCCAGCUUUACAGGCUAGGUUGCACAGAGUUACUACUUCUCAAUCUCCAGCUUCAGACCCACAGCAACAACGGAGUUCAUCACUAAGUAAAGACAUGUCCACCCUGCACCGCUACCAGCCACCACAGUACACUGGAGGCCGUAAAGCACCCGGUAUGGAGCUGAGGCAGCAUGAUCACCUCUUUGAUAGAUCACCUGAACUCUGCAGGAGACUUCUCUCCAGCCAAAACACAGACGCUUUGCCUGUGAGCUGGACCUCCAGGCACCAGGAGUGGAGGGACACUGGACCAGUCCAAGACAGGGACGAACUCUGUGAUCAAGACUACAGACAGACAAACUGUAAAGUUUACACUCCAAGCAAGGAGGAGAAUCAUAGGAUUGAUAGAGAAAACAAAGGAGUUAUAACGUCAGUGCAGGGGAACCAGAGGUCAGUUGAAGGCAUAUCCAUGGACCAGAGAGAGGAGGUUCAGGAUCACAGUGGGGCUGGUGGGACGUCUUCUCAGAGCUCCAGUGGGGUGACAGGCAGCGUGGGAGACAGUUUCCAGCUGGAGAGAAACGACAGUCUGUUCCCUGAAACCUCGAGCCAGUCCAGCCACGAUACUACCGACACCGGCUCUGGGAUGCAGUCGGACAGCGGCUCAGCAUCGACUCCGUCCUCGCGGUCGCAGAAGAUCGCCCAGGCCAAGUGGGAGUUCCUGUUCGGAGGCCAGAGGGAGGAGCCUCGCUGCCGUGAAGGUGUGUUAGACGCUGCAGCUGAAGGCUCAUCCACAACGCCACUGACCAGUGGUUUGCCCAGCCCCACCCCUCCCUCCUCCCUACAUCUGAAAACAGCUAAUCAGAGGAGGGGGCGGGACAACCAGGGUCCAAAGUUUUCACAUCACAAAGUGCGGCAGAUCGAGGUGGAGCUGGUGACGCCUUACCUCAGAGGCACCAACCCUAAGACGGGUAUCAUCCGCCGGAGCAUUAAAUACUCUGAAACUGAUCUGGACGCUGUUCCGCUGCGCUGCUACAGAGAAACCGACCUGGACGAGGUGAUGCGGGCAGAGGCGGAGACAGCAGAGGAGGCAGAGGCGGACUCUGCCUUUGGGAGUAACCGCAGCGUCCUGGGAAACUCCAGCUUCAGCCCCGCGGACGCCCCCCCGAAACCCCGGACAGGACGAAGGGAGGAGGGGGAUGAAGAGGAGGAGGAGGAGGAAGAAGAAGAAGAAGAAGAGGAGGAGGAGGAGGAGGAGGAAGGAGUGGUGAGCUGGGCCAGUGUCAGGAUGCUCGGAGACAAACAGAGACAAAGAGCCACUAAAGACGAGGACGAGGUGUUCAGUCUGCUGCUGAAGGGGCCAAUGGAGGCUUCGUCCGAAAACCACGGAGGCCUCAAGUCUCCGAUCUCUGUCGGCAGCCCCCGCCGACCCUCCGACAGCAACCUCGACUCCUUCAGUCGCCAUUUUGAAAACAUCAUGGAGUCUCACCGGGCCAAAGGCACCUCGUACAGUAGCCUGGACAGUGUCGACCUGCUGACCUCUGGAUCCACGUCCGUGUUCACCUUUGACCUGCCGACCCUCACCCCAGAGAUCCAGAGUCAGAUUUGCGACAGCGCCAAGCAGAUCAUUGAGCUGAGCUUCGCCCCGCUGGCCCGCCCGGACCCGGCCACCACCUCAGAGACGUCUCGCUCCGAAAUCUCCCUCAGUGCCUCAGUGGCCAGGCUCCGAGCGCAGUCCAAAGACGACACUGGCCCUCCGGUCCGCUCCAGGUCAGAGAAGGAUUCGUGGCGUCGCUCCAACCUCAAAGAUGGCUUCCGAAAGGCGACCUCGGCCCCGUCCCUCCACAGCAGCCCCAGGGAGCGUCUGGUGGACCGCCCCCCCGAGCUGCUGUACCCACAGGCCGACGUAGCUGAGCGCCUGGCGCUCGGCGGCAGCGACGACGAGCUGGCCAACGGCACGAAGGCCGACCUGCAGGCCGCCAAACGCCUCGCUAAACGCCUCUACCACCUGGACGGCUUCAGGAAGUCAGACGUCGCCCGACACCUGAGCAAAAAUAAUGAGUUCAACCAGAAGGUGGCAGAAGAAUAUCUCAGUAAUUUUAACUUCACCGGUCUGAACAUCGACCAGGCGCUCAGGUCGUUCCUGAGACAGUUUGCUCUGAUGGGAGAAACUCAGGAGAGAGAGAGAGUCCUCGCUCACUUCUCUAGAAGAUUCAGACAAUGUAACCCAGAGAGUCUGACCACUGAAGACAGCGUCCACACUCUGACCUGUGCCGUGAUGCUGCUGAACUCUGACCUUCAUGGAAACAACGUGGGGAAGCGGAUGUCCUGCAGUCAGUUCAUCUCCAACCUAGAAGGUCUCAACAACGGAAGAGACUCCAAAGAUCUGCUGAAGACUCUCUACAGCUCCAUCAAGAACGAGAAGCUGCAGUGGACCAUUGAUGAAGAGGAGCUGAGGAAGUCGAUGUCGGAGUUGGCUGACGUCCGAACAGACUCCGCCUCCCACACCAUGAAGCGACUGGGUAGUGGAGGAAACCCGCUGCUGGGCGUUGCCCAGCAGGUGGACGGCGAGCUCUACAAGAGCGGCUUCCUGGUUCGCAAAGUCCACGCCGACCCUGACGGAAAGAGAACGGCGCGGGGUAAGAGAGGCUGGAAGUCUUUCUACGUCUUGCUGAAGGGUCUUGUGCUCUACCUGCAGAAGGACGAGUACCGUGCGGAGCGGGAGUUGACCGAGGAGGACGUGAAGAACGCUGUGUCCAUCCAUCACUCUCUCGCCAUGAGGGCGGCCGACUACAGCAAGAGGCCCAACGUGUUCUACCUGAGGACGGCGGACUGGAGGGUGUUCCUGUUCCAGGCUCCAAACGCAGAACAGAUGCAGUCAUGGAUAACGCGCAUCAACGUGGUGGCAGCCAUGUUCUCAGCUCCACCCUUCCCGGCGGCGAUCGGCUCUCAAAAGAGAUUCAGUCGCCCUCUGCUGCCGGGAUCCAACACCAAACUAUCCCAGGAAGAGCAGGUCAAGUCUCACGAGAACCGCUUCAGGGGCGUUUCGUCCGAGCUGGCAGACCUCACGACCUCCACGCCGAAUCGAAAGGUCAAAGGUCGUGAGCUGGAGGAACAGAAACUCCGACAGGAUUACUUUGAUUUUGAGAAAACUCGUUACGGUACGUACGCCAUGUUGCUCAGAGCCAAGCUGGCGAGCGGAGACGAGGACCUGACGGCCUUCGAGUCUCGGCUGUUUGACGACGGAGGCCUGCAAAGGACACACUCCAGUCCCUCGCUGCCUCAGGACGCCGCCAACAAGGAGAAAAUCCGAGGAACCAAGACGUCAAAGAGCUUAAAGGUCACGUCGUCAUCAUCAACCACCAGGGAGGGAAGCAAGAAGAAGAACGGGAGCAACCAGCAAGCUGAGCUGCAGAAACAGAGCAGCAACCAGGAGGAGGGGCCGUAAGACGGU